Rotaria sp. Silwood1 is the source of this 3720-nucleotide messenger RNA. The record is from the annotation of a GenBank genome assembly. NCBI's taxonomy places the organism in Eukaryota, Metazoa, Rotifera, Eurotatoria, Philodinida, Philodinidae.
AUGAUUUUUCAUCUCAUCACUUUAUUUUCCAUUUUGAUUCAAUCGAUUACGUUUGCUCAAGUACUCGAAUGUCCGUAUGGCUGGGAAGAAUUUACUGGCACGGCUUCAUGCUAUCGUUUUGUUCGUUAUCCAAGAGCAACUUAUGAUAAUGCUCGAGCUCUUUGUCAGACGGAUCUUUUAAGUGUUGAGUCUUUACCAGAACAUUUAUUCAUAACAAAUUUAUUAAAUAUCAAAGAUCCAUCAACACAACGUUGGAUAACAAGUGGAAGACGUAAUGGACCAUUUUGGCAAUGGGUUAAAUCAUCGGGUGUAAUUAAUUUACAAUAUGAUCAAGGAUGGUUACCACGUACAGAAGAAGAACAACAAAUACGAACUUUUCUUGUUUAUGCUUAUCAAAGUAGUCAAUGGGGUUGGUUACCAUAUGAUAUUACACCUGCAGAAACCUUACCAUUUAUUUGUGAAAUUCCCAUACGAGAGACUUAUGGUGUUAUGUCUAGUUAUCGUGGCAUUGAAUAUGGUCUUCCAUCAAAUAUUGAACAACGUUUUAUUCCACGUGCGCCAAAAUUUUAUGAACAACCACAAGAUCAAGAAUUUGGUCGAAUUGAUCAAAUUACACUUGGUGUUGGUAGUACAUUUGGUAUUAGUAAAUUAUCUUUAGCUGUUGUUGUUACAUUAACAUGUCGAGCUGAUGCUUAUCCAGUUUCUGAUUAUUAUUGGUUUCGUAUGAUUGGUGGUACUAUAUCUGAAUCGAUAUUUGUUAAUCUAUCAGAUCCACGAUAUUUUCAACAUGGUGGAAAUUUAAUGAUUAACAAUCCAACGAGUGAUGAUAGUGGAACAUAUUUUUGUAAAGCUUCAAAUUUCUUUGGUACAGCUAUUAGUAAUCGAGUAUAUCUACGUGAAAUAAUUUUGGAUCAAUUUGAAAAACGUGAACGACCAAAAGUUAUUGCCGAUGGUCAUCGUGAUGCAAUUAUUGAUUGUUUAUAUAAAAAUACAAAUACUCGAGAUCUUAAUUAUGCUUGGUUUAAAGGUGCAAUAAAUCAAAAAGUUCAACAAACAGCUGAACGUUUUAUAUCUCAAAAUGGAAAUUUAUAUUUUUCUCGUGUUACAGAUGGUGAUUCAGGAAAAUAUUAUUGUGCUGUUCAAGCAAAAAAUACACGUCUUCGUUAUUUACCAUCUCAAACAAGUGAAGGUACAGAAUUAGAUGUUCGUUCAACAUUUGGUCAAGAACGUAGUCCACGUAUAUAUCCAAAUUUUCCACAAGUUUUUCCAAAUUCACAUUUACCAAAAUUAGGUGAAAAUGCUUCUAUCGAAUGUAUAGCUGAAGGUUAUCCUGUACCUACUUAUCGUUGGCAUCGUGAAGAUGAUUCUGGUAAUUUAUAUCCAUUACAAUCAAAAGCUAUUUUACUUAAUUUUAAUCGUGAAUUAAUUAUACCAUAUUUACAACGUGAUGAUAUGGGUUUAUAUCGUUGUGAAGCAUUAAAUACACGUUCAGUUGUAUAUCAAUCAGUAUCAUUACAAAUACAAAUUGAUCCUGUUUUUGUUGUACCACUUGAUGAUCAAGUACUUGAUGUUGGUACAACCUUAUCAUGGUAUUGUGAAGCAUAUCCAAAUGAAUUAAAUCAAAUACGUUAUUCAUGGUUUAUAAAUGGUACAGAAAUUUUUUGGGAUCGUUUAACAUUUGUACAACAACAACAUUUAACAAUAACAAAUAAUCUUUUAAUGAUAAAUAAUGUUCAACCAUAUGAUAAUGGUAUUUAUCAAUGUGCAGCAACAAAUACACAAAAUAAUGUACAACGUUUUAGUACAGCUGAAUUACGUGUUAUUACAUUAGCACCAACAUUUGGAAAAAAUACAAUGGUAUCAACAUUACGAUCAACUGUUGGUGGAUUAGUAACUAUUGUAUGUAAUCCAGAAGGUGCACCUAAACCACAAAUACAAUGGUUUAAAAAUAAUGUACCAUUAAAUAUUGGAGGCAAUGUACAAGUCUUUCCAAAUGGAAAUUUAGCUAUUACAAAUAUUCAAUUAAUGGAUGCUGGUAACUAUACGUGCAUGGGAACAAAUCUAUAUGGUGUAGCUCAACAAAGUACCUAUGUCUAUGUCAUGCCAGAAGGUACAACAAUUAUUUCAACACCUGGUGGACGUGAUGUAAUUCUUGAUCAAACAAUUAUUAUUCCAUGUGAUGCUCGUUCAAUGAAUCAAAUGGAUUUAACAUUUUAUUGGCGUUUUAAUAAUGAAAUUUUAACUAUUGAUAAUAAACGUUUUCGACAAGAUAAUCCUGAUCGUCCUGGUGAUUUACGUAUUAUUCAAGCUCGAUAUAGUAAUGCUGGACGAUAUACAUGUGUUGCUCAAACAACUGUUGAUGAACAAUCAUCAUCAUAUCAAUUAAAUGUAUUAGGACCACCUGGUCCAAUGGCUGGUGUACGUUGUACACAACCAUUUCAACGUCAAGUUACAUUAUCUUGGGUUGUUGGUAAUGAACAUGGUGCACCAAUAUUACAUUAUACAAUUGAAUCAUUAUCAAAUCAUCGUUCAUGGUGGAUAUUUCAUGGAAAUUUUACAAUACCAGCACCACCAAAUAAAUUUGUAACAAUGACAUUAACUGGUUUAUCAGCAUAUACAGAUUAUCGUUUUCGUAUAUUGGCAACAAAUAUGUAUGGAUCAGGUGAACGAUCAGAAGUAUCACCACCAUGUGUAACACAACCAGAUAUACCUGGUUUAGCACCAGCUGGUUUAGGUGGUGGCGGUGGAAAAGUAGGAGAUUUAAGAAUUGUUUGGGAUCCAUUACCAAUGGAUUUUUGGAAUGGACCUAAUUUAACAUAUCGAAUUUAUGUACAAAAACAAGGUGAACAUCGACAAACAACUUAUACAGUACUUGAUCCAUUUAGAAAUUUUUUUAUUAAUCGUCUUUCUGAUAAACUUUACUAUUUUCCAUAUAAUAUUCGCAUUUCAGCUGUUAAUGCUCUUGGUGAAGGACCUAUAUCUGCUAAUGUAACAAUUCGUUCAGCUGAAGACCGUCCAGCACGACAAGUACUUAAUGUUAAAUGUAACCCAUAUAACAGUACAGCCAUGACUGUAACGUGGGAUAUGAUUGAUGAAAAUGAUUAUGCUGUUUUACGUGGUCGUUUACUUGGUUAUACUGUUCGUUAUUGGCGUAAAAGUGUUGAUGAACUUCAAAAUUAUUGGGAACGUCGUUUUCCAGGUCAACGUUCACGUGCUAUUAUAAUUGGUCUUGAUUCAAAUAUUGAAUAUGCUGUACGUGUUUCUGUUUAUACACAAUUUGGCGAUAGUCCUGAAAGUAGUUAUUUUUCACAUCGAACAUUUCGUUUACCUCCACAAACUCCACCACAAUAUGUAACUAUUCGACAACCAAGACGUGAAAAAGAUAAACGUGUACGAUUAUUUGGUGAUGUUUAUAUGUACAAAUUAGAAGUUGAAUGGCGUGGAAUCUCAACAACAGCAGAUGAAGAACCAUUAGAAGGUUAUAUGGUUAAAGUUUGGGAACAUUAUCAAUCCAUACGAAAUGCAACAAUUUAUUAUGUUGAUGGUUCAAAAUAUAAAAUGAUAAUUGAUAAUUUAUAUAAAAAUCGAAAUUAUAAAUUACGUGUUCAAGCUUGGUCACUUGGAGGUGAAGGAAAAUAUUCAUCACCCGAAAGAGAAUUUCGAUUUGAUAAUGAUGGACGUUUGUUGAUACGUAAGUUUAACUAUUUAAUUUAUUUCUAA